ACAGUAAUGGUCAGAGAUACAGGGCAACCCUGCUUAAAGUGUUACUAAACCCAAAACAGUAAAAUCAGUCUGUAUAUGCAGUAAUGCAUGCUUGUUAUACUCUAUGAUCCUCCCCUUCUUCCAGAGUCCCCCUCUUAUCUCCUGAUAAGACAUAUUGUGAGGAGUCACUCUGGGCAUGCUCAGUUUGGUGUGUAUUGGAAGAGAGGUUUUUGUUUUUUUUUUCUUGGGAAAGUGCAUGUGAUCACCACAGGGCCAAUCAGCACUGUCCAGACAGAGGUCAGAAGUUCAGCAUCCUCCUAGAGCAAAAUGAAAACUCCUGCUACAAGCUUUAACAUGUGCUCUGCUGGACACUAACAGAGGAUGAGAAAAGGUAUUUAGCAGUUUUAUAUUGACUAAAGUAAUUGAAUUUCCAUGUUGUGUGUACUGUGGGAGACCAGAUAUAGUGAAU
This is a messenger RNA of Staurois parvus, 448 nucleotides long. The record is from the annotation of a GenBank genome assembly. NCBI's taxonomy places the organism in Eukaryota, Metazoa, Chordata, Amphibia, Anura, Ranidae.